ACCCAAUCCAGCUAACCUUAAUGCAUGGCUAGCAAAUAGGCACGCUCUUAACACUGAACUUGUACUUGACACUAGGCUCCCGUGUCACGCAUAGUAGGCCAGGACUUGAUGUCUCUAGUCUACCGGAUGAAGUACACAUUUUAUUCCUCACUUUGGCAGUGAACGUCAACGAGUGCACCGAACGUCUUGUGUGAGUAUAGAAUUAAUCGAAUUCGAAAAUGGAGGCCACUUACCGGCAGGAACGGGAAUGGCUCAAUGGUCGCGGUCCCAAUAAUGGCUAUGGUACUGCUAACUAUGGGGACUACGGCAACUAUCGCGGCAUUGGCAGCUUUUCCGGCCAAUCGGGCCAAUCCCAGAUCCCGAAUCAGAGCUACAUGGGUCGCACUUUGAGCGGCUUGACCCCCUGGGCCAUGCCCUCCAUGUCCCUCCAAUCCUCUGCCGCCCCCCAGGCCAACUCUAACUGGAGCCGCGACAGACCCAUCUGGAACAACGAAACGCGUCGUGAGCCAGUAAACACCAUCAACCGCUCGUGGCCCAGCACCGGUGGUCCACUUAACGGCGGCCCUUCCAACGGCAGCCAGUGGUCCACUGCAAACCCAAAAGUGCAGUCCGUGCAGGUGCCGUCAGAGGACAGGGGCCUGCCGGACCACAUUCGCAAGGAGCUUUCGCACCUUAGCGCCGCCAAGCGCAAGUUGUUCUAUCGCUAUCUGGACGGCGGCUGCAGCAAUGAGAAGGCCCUCGCCAAGGCCUUGGAAAAACGCACCACUCCAUACGAAGAGUCAGUUUCGGCUAACCGCGGACGCAGGCGUCCGGAGCAGCCAGUUCCGGAUGAACGCGCCCGCAAGCGUCCGAAUGAAAACAACUCGUCGGGCGGCAGGGCCAGAGAGGAACCCAAGAAGCCGAGGGCCCCAGAGCCGUCUUCACGGGCACUAAGCACGAAGCAGAAUGGUCUUACCAUGGCAAUUAUGGCAGAAACUUAUCCGGAUUGCUUGCUGACUAAUAAGCAACUGCAUGAGAUCGAAGACGGCUUGGUGGAGGAAAUGAAAAAGGGUUGGAAGUCCAGCAUCAACUUUGCGGGCAUCCAAUUCCUCUCUGGACUGAUCCAAAUUGUCUGCAUGGACAAGAACUCCCGCCAAUGGCUGGAGCAUGCGGUUCACAACCUUACGGUUUUACCAGGGACUAAACUAAUUUGUUGUCCGGAGGAUGAGAUUCCUGCCACCAAGGGAAUCUCGGUCUACGUACCGCGCUCAGCUGAAGAGCCCGAUGAGGUCACUUUUGAACUUCUGAAAGACCAGAAUACCGACCUCCUGUCGAAGACUUGGGAAGUCGGUCGUAUUAGCAAGAGCAAAGACGGCAAGACGGUGGCCAUCAGCAUUGGCAGCAAGUCAUACAGCCUGCUGCAGAAGAACGACUUUUGUCUUAGCUACCGUUUCAACCAGCUCACUUGCCGCGCAAUAAGUGGCAAGGAAGCCCUCAAGGCGGUUCGCGGUAACAAACCGGCGGCUACCAAGACGAAUUCAGAGACUGAGGCUGCCGAGUCCACCGUCGACUCAGCUGAAAUUGACCUAACCGAGGAGGACGGAGAAGAGUUUAUUUCUCAACUUGACCUGACCGUUGUGGACGAGGUGAAGGGAGAUGAUGAUGAUGAUGAAGAGGAAGAGGAAGAGGAGAAUGAAGAUGAGAAUGAGAUAACCGAAGUUGAAGACGAUGUAGAAGAAAUAGUCGAAGAUCAACAAGAUGAUGUGGAGAUCGUUGAAGCCGAUCAAGGCGUAGAGCACGACGAUGUACAGAUCGUUGAAGGGGAGCACGAUGAAGAGGAGAGCAAUGAUGACGCUGCUGAAGGGGAGCACGAUGAAGAGGAGAGCAAUGAUGACGCUGCUGAAGGGGAGCACGAUGAAGAGGAGAAUGAUGACAAUGCCGAAGCAGAGCGCGACGAGGCAUUCGAAGUGGCGGAGGAUGCUGGGGAAGAGCAUCAUGAUUAGGAGGAGAAUGGCAAUGCAGAGGUGGUUGUAGGUGAGACAUGCUUCUCGUAAGUAUGCCUCAUUGAUGCACCACGGCUAAAAGGGGAUCUCAUGGCAUAAUUGAAGUGCAGCAUACAAAUAGGAACAUUUUAAACUGAACACACUAAACAUAUUUGACAUUAAAAUUUAGCGGCAAGAAACUCGGGGGACAAGACACACAUGGACAUCAGUUUCGUGCGACUAAGUGACUUCUUACUGCAGUAUCUGGACAUACUGUCUCACAUUUAGAUUAUGCAUCAUAUUAUGAAAUACACCAAAGAAACAUGUAAUAUGUUUUUCAAUAAACUGUUGUCACAUUUAAAAUCAA
Messenger RNA from Drosophila santomea, 2328 nucleotides. RefSeq lists its product as uncharacterized. Lineage: Eukaryota; Metazoa; Arthropoda; Insecta; Diptera; Drosophilidae. The record is from RefSeq and is a predicted model, not a curated record. Bases 219 to 1982 code for a protein of 587 amino acids. The transcript has 2 exons.